Messenger RNA from Sapajus apella (tufted capuchin), 7944 nucleotides. RefSeq names its product RUN and SH3 domain containing 2 (gene RUSC2). The transcript has 13 exons. Gene Ontology annotation, molecular function: protein binding. The record is from RefSeq and is a predicted model, not a curated record. Gene Ontology annotation, cellular component: cytoplasmic vesicle. NCBI's taxonomy places the organism in Eukaryota, Metazoa, Chordata, Mammalia, Primates, Cebidae. Bases 2867 to 7429 code for a protein of 1520 amino acids.
AAGAAAGUAAAUUUCAAAUAUUCUCACCAAAAAAAAGAUAAGUAUUUGAAGCAAUGGACAUGUUAAUUGGCUUAAUUUAAUUAUUCCACAUGAUAUUCAUAAAUCAUAGUAUCACUUUGUGCUCCAUAGAUACCUAUAAUUAUAAAUUGUAAACUUAAAAAAAAAUGUUUAAUGACGUGGCAAGACUAUAUAGCCCACAAAGCUGAAAUAUUUAUUGUCUGGCCCUUUACAGAAAGAGUUUUCUAACUCCCGAUUUUGAGGCCCCUUCUCUGAAAGGAGGUGGGUCUCACCAGAGGCUGCAGGAGGUCUGAACGUCUGUUUUGAAUCCGAGGGUAGGCACUUACAGAAAAAGAGGUGUCACCAUCAACAAAGAGUAGAUUUCUAGUUCUCUUCAGGAUUUCUGGAGACUGGCAGACUAACCCAACACUGAGGGAUUGCUGGGCUAGAAACAGUGAAAACUUGUGUUGGGUUUAGAAUACAGUAUCGCCUUUGUUCUAACUAAGCAGUGGAAUACAUCCCUCAUUAAUGUUGCUCUCUCAGGCCUUUUAGGCUACGUUCCAGUGAGUCCUGCUGCUGAAUGGCACAUCAGUGGGAUAUAGGCCUCAGAUCAGUGUCCUGGGCCUACAAACAGGAGAGAAUUAGCUUUGCGGCUCCUAGAUAGAUAAGGUAGUAAGUGAAAUUGUUUCUUUUGCUUGCAUAUUUCUAAAUUCCGUAUUACAUGUUAGUGGAAAUUAAUACCUUAUGUCUAGGUAGGCAUAUUCCUAACUAUUUCACCUGAUCCUCAAACCAGUGGUGGGGAUUAUAGGCCUAAAAGAAGGGCACUGCAUCUCUGGGCACAGACCAGGCCCACUUCCUAACAUGGCCACUGUGACCCUAGAAGAGGGAGGACACAGGAGAUCAGGGCACCCUACCUGCAUGCAUGGAUGACCAUUGUAUUUCUGAAAUACUUUAGUCUAAAGACUGCAGAAUUUACAUUUCCCUUAUUCUUUUUAUUUUUCAAAUAUUUUUUUCUUACCACAUACCAGAAGAUGGAUAGUUAGUCUUUUUUCUAGAUGGUAAAUAUAGAGCUUUGAGAGAACAGGUACCUUGACCCAGAUGACCCAGCAAGUUGGAGGAAAAGCCAAGAAUGAAAGUAGUGUUUCUGUCCUUGAGCAUCCUGCCACUGUCCUAGGCAUGGGUAGCUUCCAGAUGAAGCUAAGAUCAAACUCCUUUAUCACUAGUGAUCAAAUCUGGUUGUUUCUAAGGCUGCACUGUUGUUCUGAUGACUGAGUGGAUAAUCCUGGAAUGACAGGAAAAAAUGUAUUAAAUGAGUCGCUCACCAGCCUGCCUUCUUGCCAGCACCCUGGCUUCUUAAGGUAUUAACAUGUUGUGUCACUGACGAUGACCUGUGAUGGCAAGAAGAUGACAGAGUCACUGUUCCUGUGCGCUUGGCUGCUCGGCUGCUUUGUUUGCAUGUCAGCAUUCCUACCUGGUGUGUGGUACAUUUUUGUCAUUCCACGGCAGUCUGCUGUGCUCCUGGCUCCAGAGUGAGCCAGUCUAUAUCUAUUUACAUCAGCUCUUCAGCUGUGAGGCUCCUCACGCUCCUGUCCUCCUGAUGGGGCAAGUAGACACUGUGGCAAAAGCUGCCUUCCAGGGAGGUUAGUGGGAUAUCCACAGAGUUCCAGAUACUGUAGUCAAAGUAUAAAGCUCCUGGGACACCAGUCUCUAGGUCUUGCAGGGAUGAAGAAGCUUUCAGGAGAGAUUAUCUAGGUACUGGCUCCUGGCCCAAUGAGAUUUCUAUCCCAGGGUGUCAUAUCUAGGAAGAAAUCUCUGGUGGCAGAUUUUCAAGGAAUUUGAUGUACCUGCUUAAAACCAUGCAAAUUGGUUGAGGACUAGCCUAACUUAGCCAUCCUCUGUCUCAGAUUCCUGUAAAACCUUCCCAAGCAGGCUUUUUCUUUUUCUUUACAAUGUCAGCACUCAACGCCCUAGUCGGGGACUUAUGACUGAUAAGGCUGAGUUUCUGGGUAGUUGAGUGGCACUCUUUCUUUGAUUUUAUUCAGAUCAUUUCAGUGCAGCCAAUGUGUGUGUGUGUACCCUGUCCAGAACAGCGGGGCCUACCUGACUCAGAGUACUAUGAGCAAUAGCUUUCAACUUGAGGCCCACCUGGUCCCAGAGGUUUGGCACUAGACAGCUGGACAUAUGAAAGCUCUAUUUGUUCCUCUUCCUCUUCCCUGUCGCUGUUUAAUGCUGAACUGUUUUCAACAAGGCUUGCUUCCUAUAGAAUCCAACUUAGCAACCUGGAGAAGCCUGAGGCCACUCCUGGAGCAGGAAGCUGCCCUAGAUUUGGCAGUAACCAGUAGAACUUGAUACUGACGCCAGAGUGUAAAAAUAAACACCUCCUACAGUUCUGUCUUAAUCCAUUGGCAUCAGAGUUGCUAUUAUUAACCCAUAGGCCUCACAGGCAGCUGUGAUGGUCAGACAGCACCCUGGACAAAACCUAUCCUGCCAACUUGGGAUCACACACUCUCCCCUUCCCUACUGGGAUAUGAUCUGGGGCCCCAGGAGAAGCACCAUCAGUCUAGGAACACGCCUUGCAACAGUUCACUUGCUCCUGCAAAUACGCACUUGAGAGCCAUCCUCCAAGCAAAGCAGUCUGUGCGGGGGCUUUCAGCAUCCACCCCUCAUACACUGCCUCUGGUCUUGGUGGCUUCCUGCUCGCCUGCUGCUCACCUCCACCUAGCACUGGGAGGCUUCAGCCUGUGGGCCUUGUUCACUGCGGCACUCUCCAUCCCCUCAUCUGAAGAACUCGGUCUAUCAAGGUGCCAAGCUCUCCUGAUGAAAUGUGUUCUGUCCCACUGGGCUCCGGGGACAGUGUCUGGUGCUGUUGAUGCCCUUAUUCGAACUUUCCAGAAUGGAUAGUCCCCCAAAGCUGACUGGAGAGACCCUCAUCGUUCAUCACAUCCCUCUGGUGCACUGUCAAGUCCCAGACAGGCAGUGCUGUGGAGGGGCAGGCGGAGGCAGUGGGAGCACAAGACCUAAUCCCUUCUGCCCACCUGAGCUAGGCAUCACCCAGCCCGAUCAAGACCUAGGACAAGCCGACUCCCUGCUAUACAGCAGCCUGCACUCUGCUCCAGGAGGAACUGCACGGUCUACAGACAGCAAGAUUAGGAGUCGGGAUGGAAGAGGUCCUGGAGCCCCCAAACGACACAACCCCUUCUUGCUGCAGGAUGGUGUGGGUGACCCAGGACUUGGUGACCUGUAUGAUGACAGCAUUGGUGACAGUGCCACCCAGCAGUCCUUCCACCUGCAUGGCACUGGCCAGCCCACCUUCCAUCUAUCCUCUUUCCAGCUGCCACCAUCUGGCCCCGGAGUGGGCAGGCCAUGGGGGCCGACACGCAGUCGGGCUGGAGUGGUGGAAGGGCAGGAGCAGGAGCCAGUGAUGACCUUAAAUACUCAGCAGUGUGACACCAGCCGCUGCUGCCGGCCAGAGCUGGAAGCAGAGACCAUGGAGCUGGAUGAGUGUGGGGGACCUGGUGGGAGUGGCAGCGGGGGUGGAGCCAGUGAUACCUCUGGCUUUUCCUUUGACCAGGAAUGGAAGCUUAGUUCAGAUGAAUCCCCAAGGAACCCAGGAUGCUCUGGCUCAGGAGCCCAGCACUGCCGCUGCAGUAGCACAUCCAGUCAGUCUGAGGCAGCUGAUCAGUCUAUGGGCUACGUGAGCGACUCCUCCUGCAACAGUUCAGAUGGUGUGCUGGUCACCUUCAGCACCCUCUACAACAAGAUGCAUGGCACCCCCCGUGCCAAUCUCAACUCUGCCCCACAGUCCUGCAGCGACUCUUCCUUCUGCAGCCACUCAGACCCUGGCGCCUUCUACCUGGAUCUGCAGCCCUCCCCAGCUGAGUCUAAGAUGUCUUGUGAGUCACAUCACCCUGAAAGUACAGGAAGGGAAGGGGGCUAUGGUUGCCCUCAUGCCUCAUCUCCUGAGCUUGAUGCCAACUGCAACUCCUACCGCCCACACUGUGAGCCGUGCCCAGCAGUGGCUGACCUCACAGCCUGCUUCCAGAGCCAGGCCCGUCUUGUUGUGGCCACACAAAAUUACUAUAAACUUGUCACCUGUGACCUCUCCUCCCAAUCAUCCCCAAGCCCUGCUGGCUCUUCCAUCACUAGCUGCUCUGAGGAACACACCAAGAUAAGUCCCCCACCAGGCCCUGGCCCAGACCCAGGCCCCAGCCAGCCCUCUGAGUAUUACCUAUUCCAGAAGCCAGAAGUCCAACCAGCGGAACAAGAGGGAGUGAGUUCCUCCGUCCAAGCAACAGCUGCUAUGGGCCCCACUGUGCUUGAGGGGCAAGUGUACACGAAUACUUCACCUCCCAACCUCAGCACUGGACGUCAGCGCUCCCGCAGCUAUGAUCGCAGCCUGCAGCGCAGCCCUCCUGUCCGCCUGGGCUCACUGGAACGCAUGUUGAGUUGCCCAGUGCGCUUGAGUGAGGGCCCUGGAGCCAUGGCUGGGCCCAGCUCCCCACCCAGGAGAGUCACCUCCUUUGCUGAGCUGGCCAAGGGCCGGAAGAAAACUGGAGGCUCUGGCUCACCGCCACUUCGUGUGAGUGUUGGGGACUCCUCCCAGGAGUUCUCACCCAUCCAAGAAGCCCAGCAAGAUCAGGGGGCCCCACUGGAUGAGGGCACUCGCUGUAGUCAUAGCCUGCCACCCAUGUCCUUGGGGCCAGGCAUGGACCUACUUGGCCCAGAGCCAAGUCCACCCUGGUCCACCCAGGUCUGUCAGGGACCCCGCGCCAAUGAGAUGCCUCCUGCUGGCCUCAGAGCUGCUGGGCAAGGCCCACUGGCUCAGCUGAUGGAUCCAGGGACUGCUCUCCCAGGGAGCCCAGCCAACAGCCAUACCCAAAGGGAUACAAGAGCUAGAGCUGACGGGGGUGGCACUGAAAGCCGACCAGUCCUUCGCUACAGCAAGGAACAGAGGCCAACCACGCUGCCCAUCCAGCCCUUCGUGUUCCAGCACCACUUCCCCAAGCAGCUGGCCAAGGCCCGGGCCCUCCACAACCUUUCCCAGCUCUACAACCUCUCAGGCUGCAGCCGUACACAGCAGCCUGCCCCAGUGGCUGCCCCCACUGCUCAAGUCUCAGUCCCAGCUCCCUCAGGGGAGCUGCAGGCAUCCACUCCCCGAGCCACUGGCAGAGGUGCCAGGAAAGCUGGGUCUGAGCCAGAGACCUCUCGGCCAUCGCCCCUGGGCAGCUACUCCCCCAUCCGGAGUGUUGGCCCCUUUGGGCCCAGCACUGACUCUUCUGCCUCUACUUCGUGCUCCCCUCCCCCAGAGCAGCCCACAGCCACAGAAAGCCUGCCCCCAUGGAGCCACUCCUGUCCUGCCGUCCGGCCUGAUACCUCCCAGCAGCCGCAGAAGGAGGAUCAGAAGAUACUGACCUUAGCUGAGUACCGGCUCCAUGGAACAGGAAGCUUGCCGCCUCUGGGCUCUUGGCGAUCUGGCCUCAGCCGAGCAGAGAGCCUGGCCCGGGGAGGUGGCGAGGGCAGCAUGGCCACCAGGCCCAGUAAUGCCAACCAUCUAUCCCCUCAAGCCCUCAAGUGGCGGGAAUACAGGAGGAAGAACCCGCUAGGGCCACCUGGUUUGUCAGGGAGCCUAGACCGAAGAUCACAAGAAGCUCGGCUGGCCCGAAGAAACCCUAUCUUUGAGUUCCCUGGCUCCCUCAGUGCUGCCAGCCAUCUGAACUGUCGGCUGAAUGGCCAAGCAGUGAAGCCAUUACCACUGACCUGCCCUGACUUCCAGGACCCCUUUUCCUUGACGGAGAAGCCUCCAGCUGAGUUUUGUCUGUCCCCAGAUGGCAGCUCAGAGGCCAUUUCCAUUGACCUGCUUCAGAAAAAAGGGCUGGUAAAAGCUGUUAACACCGCUGUGGACCUCAUUGUGGCCCAUUUUGGCACAAGUCGGGAUCCCGGGGUGAAGGCAAAGCUGGGAAACAGUUCUGUGAGCCCCAAUGUGGGUCACCUCGUUCUGAAGUACUUGUGCCCUGCUGUCCGAGCCGUGCUGGAGGAUGGGCUCAAGGCCUUUGUACUGGACGUUAUCAUUGGGCAGCGUAAGAACAUGCCAUGGAGUGUGGUUGAGGCUUCCACACAGCUAGGCCCAUCCACCAAGGUCCUGCAUGGCCUCUACAACAAAGUCAGCCAAUUCCCAGAGCUCACCAGUCAUACCAUGCGCUUCAAUGCCUUCAUCCUCGGCCUGCUCAACAUCCGGUCCCUGGAGUUCUGGUUUAAUCACCUCUAUAACCACGAAGACAUCAUCCAGACCCACUACCAGCCCUGGGGCUUCCUGAGUGCAGCUCAUACCGUGUGCCCUGGCCUCUUUGAAGAGCUGCUGCUGCUGCUACAGCCCCUAGCCCUGCUGCCUUUCAGCCUCGACUUGCUGUUCCAGCACCGGCUGCUGCAAAGUGGGCAGCAGCAGCGGCAGCACAAGGAACUGCUGCGGGUGUCCCAGGACCUGCUGCUGUCUGCCCACUCCACGCUGCAGUUGGCCCGGGCCCGGGGCCAGGAAGGCCCUGGAGAUGUGGACAGGGCAGCCCAGGGGGAGCGGGUGAAGGGUGUGGGUGCUUCAGAAGGUGGAGAAGAGGAAGACGAGGAGACAGAAGAGGUGACAGAGGCAGCUGGGGGCUCAGGGCGUGGCAGGUGGGCCCAAGGCGGGCAUGCCGGCUGGUGGUACCAGCUCAUGCAGAGCUCCCAGGUCUACAUCGAUGGCUCCACUGAGGGUUCCAGAUUCCCUCGUGGCAGCAGCAAUAGCAGCAGUGAGAAAAAGAAAGGGGUAGGAGGCGGGGGGCCUCCCCAGGCUCCACCACCCCGAGAAGGAGUAGUAGAGGGGGCUGAGGCCUGCCCUGCCCCUGAGGAGGCCCUGGGCCGGGAAAGGGGCUGGCCCUUCUGGAUGGGGAGCCCCCCUGACUCUGUGCUGGCUGAGCUGAGGCGUAGUCGGGAGAGGGAAGGGCCCGCUGCACCACCAGCAGAAAAUGAGGAAGGGGCCUCAGAGGCUUCACCUGGAGGCAUCAAGUGGGGACACCUCUUUGGCUCCCGAAAAGCCCAGCGGGAGGCCCGGCCCGCAAACAGACUCCCCUCGGACUGGCUGAGCCUGGACAAGUCCAUGUUCCAACUAGUGGCACAGACAAUGGGUGCCCGCCGGGAGACAGAGUCCAAGGACAGCCUGCAGGAGCCACACUCUCCAGCCCUGCCCUCUAGUCCUCCAUGCGAGGUACAGGCACUGUGCCACCACCUGGCCACCGGCCCUGGACAGCUGAGUUUCCACAAAGGAGACAUCCUUCGAGUGCUGGGGCGAGCUGGAGGAGACUGGCUGCGCUGUAGCCGUGGCCCUGACUCUGGCCUGGUGCCACUGGCCUACGUGACAUUGACCCCAACUCCAAGUCUGACCCCUGGAAGCAGCCAAAACUGAGGCCUUGUGCAUGCUGGUGGCCUCAGGGGCCCUCAUAACCCCCAGACUCAGAGCCCAAGAGCCCUUCCCAAGCCCUCGGCUUGGCUACAGAGAGUAGACGGAGAGCUGGGGCCAAGUAUCCCUGUGCUGGCACCUGCUCCCUGUGCUCAGUAUUAAUUACGCCCCCUUAACUGUCCCAGUGACCUCGUCCAGACCUCCACCCAGGAAAGGAGGGACGGGAUGCAGCACUGGGCUGCCAGGAUUCCCCUGGCCCGUCUGGGCCAGCCCUUUCAUGGGUGUAGACAAGCAAGUCCCAUGGAAGCAGGUGGCCCAGAAAGCCAUCUGCAGGGUUCCCUAGGCCAGGUGGAGAUGAGGAUGUGUAACAGUAUUGGGGCCAGAUUCCCUAAGCCCCCAGCUGUAAAUAGGCUGUGGCCAGUGCCUGGUCAUCAGAAGAGGGAGGAGGAGCCCAGGUGUCUGUUUAUGUAUGUAUUUAUUUAUUUAUUAUACCUAUUAAUAAAAAAGGUGCUCAGCCUCCA